UUCUGCAAGGACUCAGACAGAAGCAGUACAGGACCUGAGGGAAGCCAACCGGGGAGGGGCCCUUUGUCAGGAAGGAAUAUCAUUACUUUCUCCGCCGGCUUUGGAGUAAACACGCUUUUUUUAUUUGCUGUCUUUUCGUGCAGCAGCACAUCCCGACUCAGCUCGGACUGGGACAUCCCGUUUCUACCGGGAAAACAGGGGGUGGAUGCUUUGUGUGCACUGCUUUGCUUGUCCCUUUCAGCCGCACUGAUUUGCACUGACCAGUUGUUUUUGAAAACAAAAAGCCUAUAUUUCGAGGUCCGGUGCCUCUCCCCUCCUCCUCCCCCAUCCUUUCUUUCUUCCCCGAUCACUCCUUCUUUACCCUCCCUUCCUUUGCCUAUUUAUCCGAUCCCGCAACGCUGCAGAGUCGCAGAGAUGCCCAGCUCGCUCUUCGCCGACAGCAGCGUCCAGGGUGAUGCGCUGGACGACCAGAGAGCCUUGCAGAUCGCCCUAGACCAGCUCUCCCUGCUCGGCUUGGACAACGACGAGAACCCCCUGUACGACAAUAACCAGGAGCCUCGGAAGAAGAGAGUCAACAUGACCGAAUGCGUCCCGGUUCCCAGCUCCGAGCAUGUGGCGGAGAUUGUGGGCAGACAAGGUUGCAAGAUCAAAGCACUCCGAGCAAAGACCAACACUUACAUCAAGACGCCAGUUCGAGGGGAAGAGCCUGUUUUUGUGGUGACUGGCCGGAGGGAGGAUGUGGCUAUGGCCAGGAGGGAGAUCAUCUCUGCUGCUGAGCACUUCUCCAUGAUUCGAGCCUCCAGAAACAAAAAUACCAGCCUGAACGGGAGUGGCGCCCCGGUGCCCGGGCCACCGAAUUUGCCCGGACAGACCACCAUCCAGGUGCGGGUGCCUUACCGUGUGGUCGGGCUAGUUGUAGGUCCCAAGGGUGCCACCAUCAAGCGUAUUCAGCAGCAUACCCACACUUACAUUGUGACACCCAGCCGAGACAAGGAGCCAGUUUUUGAGGUCACGGGUAUGCCGGAAAAUGUAGACAGAGCGCGUGAAGAGAUUGAAGCCCACAUCGCCAUGAGGACAGGAGGCCUUAUUGAGCUCCAGGAUGAAAAUGACUUCCAUGCCAACGGUACAGAUGUGGGAUUUGAUCUUCAUGGGCACACUACCCUGUGGUCCAAGCCCAGUGCCGGGAUGACCCCCACCUCAGUACGUAAACCCUUCUCCAACUACCGCAACAACUCGUCCUCCUCCCUGGGCAGUGCCUCAACAGACUCCUACUUUGGCAGCAGCGGCUCACGCAUGACUGACUACAGCCCCCCCAGCCCCGCCCUCAGCUAUACCACCACCAACAACAACAAUGGCAACAACAACAACAACAUCGAUGUCAACACCAACGGCAACAAUUUUGUUUAUGGAAGUGAGGUGAUCUCUCCUGACUGCACUGAUCUGAAUUUUGACUCUUCCCCGGGGUUUGACCCCUCUCAAGCCCCACCAGGCCUCCUGUGGUCCCAUUAUGAUAGUCGCAUGACCCCCUCUUCCACCGGAGGCAGCACCCCCACAUCCACCUCAGCCAUAUUCCCCACCAACACAUCCACUAACACCAAUGUCACAGUGGUGAGUCAGAGAAGGGUCAACGGUUGUACCCCACAGCCUAGGCUGUCUCCACCCCUCCACGGCCACACCGGAUGCCCUUCUGAGCAUCCAUUAGCCAGGAGGGUACGCAGCGACCCGGGUGGAGGCCCACUCAGUUUCCCUGGUUACUCCAGCACUAUUUCUUCCCUGCCUGGCCCUCACCUCCCUGGGGUUCCAUGUGACUCUUCUGCCUCAUCCUCUUCAUCCUCCUCCACCUCAUCCAGCACCAGCCGAAAAGGCAGCCGCGACUGUUCGGUGUGCUUCGAGAGUGAGGUCAUCGCGGCCCUGGUCCCUUGUGGGCACAACCUUUUUUGUAUGGAAUGUGCCAAUCGUAUCUGUGAAAGGAGCGAGCCCAAAUGCCCCGUCUGCCACACCGGCGUCACUCAGGCUAUACGUAUAUUUUCCUAAGAGAUGUAACCCUUUGACUGUCUCAUCAGCAAGACUGGCUGCAAUAGCAACAACAGACUAUUCAUACAGCUUUAAUGGGAUUACCCAGUCAUCAGCUGGAAAGUGUAUAUAGAUAUACAUAUGUAUGUAAGAGGCUGCAGUAUCCAGAAGAAGGGACUUCGUCGUAGUUGUUAAUAUUAUACUGUAGCUGGGGGAAAUAUUUUCAACAUCUGAGUGCAUGUUUUAAAUAUUACAGCGUAGUAAACAAUACUUCUAGUAAAUUGCACCCUAUAUUUAUGGAGUGAAGCGAUGCAGUGGGGUCAGAAUAGAGGUACUGGUGUCAGCCUGUAGACUGUUAGCGGGCUGAGCCUCCCUGUUUUACCAAUCGAAUGUAGUAAGAGGGAGGCCAUGGCUGGGAAACAUGGAGUGCUUCCAGACAAACAGGACCACUGAUGUACAAAGAUACUGCAGCUCAAGGUCAAAAACCACAUGAGGGACAGCAACAACAUAUCCUACAUAUAUAUGUAUAGAAUUAAUUUCCAUAAGUUGAAAGUUUUAAAUGACAAUACAGAUUGAAGUAUUUUAUUCUUUUUUGACUUGAAAGAUUAUAUUUCUUAUUGCAAAAAUGUUUACAGAUAUUUUAAUUUAAGUUCAGUGAACUUUUUGUAGCUGGGUUGAAAUAUUGUUUAUUUUUUAGUACAGCCUUAUGGCAUUGAUCACUGUAUUAUUUUAAUAUCACACGACUGUGGGAGGAAAUCCAAGUCCACAAAAUGUACUGUAUAUGGCAUUUGACAGUAUUCUGUUGGGACAGAGAUUUUAUAGGUUCAGCAAAAAAGUCUUUUAAAUCUGCUUCACCCAGCAUAUUUUUUAUUCAGUAAUAUAAAGCAUAUUUUAUUCUAUAUUAUUAUGAAGCAUUGAAUUGUACAAAACUUAGUAAGUUGAACACAAAGAAACUGUUUAUGCUUUCUAAAAUUUGUAUGAAUUAGAUUCCAGUGGGAAUUACAGGCUUCUGUUGCACCACUAUAGUUUUAGUAUUUCUAUUUUAAUACAUUUGUUUACCACUUGUUUAUGUAUAUGUAGGUGAAAUUACUUGAGCGUAAAUGUACUUUAUUGAGCAAAGUUUAAGAACAAAGUAUAUUUUAUUUUAUGAUAAAGGGCCUUUAACCUCAUGGUCAAAUACUAAUAUUAUAUUUGCUGAGACAAGAUUUGAAACUGUAUGAAGAGUUUUAUUUUUCUGACAUUUAAAGUUAUACAUGAUAAAACUUAAGUAAUGGUGCUACUUA
Molecule: messenger RNA, 3296 nt
Organism: Monopterus albus (swamp eel)
Lineage: Eukaryota; Metazoa; Chordata; Actinopteri; Synbranchiformes; Synbranchidae
Gene: mex3b
Product: mex-3 RNA binding family member B
Exons: 2
Coding region: 415-2034 (539 amino acids)
Molecular function (GO): RNA binding
Source: RefSeq, a predicted model, not a curated record